This is a messenger RNA of Topomyia yanbarensis, 762 nucleotides long. RefSeq lists its product as uncharacterized. NCBI's taxonomy places the organism in Eukaryota, Metazoa, Arthropoda, Insecta, Diptera, Culicidae. The record is from RefSeq and is a predicted model, not a curated record. The coding region runs from base 1 to 762 and encodes 253 amino acids. The transcript has 4 exons.
AUGGACAUCGAUAGCAACCAAAUUGACGUUUUCCAAUUAUCCAGUUAUGCUCAGAAACUGCCGAAGAGCAACCCGAAUGUGUACCAGAGGUACAUCGAUAAAAUUAAAGUUAUUGGAAACAUUGAUCCAUACUGUAUAAAAUUUCGGCUGUGCGAUCUACCAACAUCCGUGACAACUGGAAGUGUUGUUGAUUUUUUAAUAAACUUUCGAUCGCCGUAUACUGGCAAUUCAAUGAAAAAUAGCCGUAGUUUGGAAGGUUACAAAAAAUUUGAAAGCGGAUUUGUGCAUACGGUCGAAGGCAUGAUAAUAGAGGGAAAAUACGUUGUUGUGGGAAAGGUGGUCCAUUCAAUGCGGAUGAACGAAAAAAUGUUGCAACCAUGGAUUAUAAUUGAUAACCGAGGGACGAUUUUGUCCUCACACUGCAAUUGUGUUGCUGGUGUCAGUGAAACCUGCUCCCAUGUGAGUGCCAUACUCUACUACUUGGCUAAUUUGCAUGCGCAGUCGACGGACAGACGGACUACCGUAACAGGUAUGCCAGCAUACUGGCGCCAACCACCUAAAAGGAUUAAAGAAGAUGUAUAUAAACAGGUUCAAGAUACUGAUUAUGGGAAGGAGAUCAAAAAAUUUCAUGACAGUACGUACACAAAAAGCAAGGAAGAUUUUGUGGGUUUGCUGAAAACAAUUGCUAGAGCUGGCGGAGAUGCUGUUAUACUGAACCGGAUUUGCGAUUGCACAAAUUACCUGCCUCACCAGAUGGCGUAG